Gastrolobium bilobum is the source of this 680-nucleotide messenger RNA. Its product is annotated as protease Do-like 9. Gene Ontology annotation, biological process: proteolysis. Gene Ontology annotation, molecular function: serine-type endopeptidase activity. The record is from RefSeq and is a predicted model, not a curated record. The coding region runs from base 328 to 651 and encodes 107 amino acids. The transcript has 3 exons. NCBI's taxonomy places the organism in Eukaryota, Viridiplantae, Streptophyta, Magnoliopsida, Fabales, Fabaceae.
UGCUAAAUGCCCAAUGUGCGAAAUAGUUUCCCAUUUUUCACCACAUGAUAAAGCUUUUUAGAGUCUGUUACUAGAUGCUCUUCAUGAUAAAGUUUGGUUUUAUCUAGUGACAUGUGGGGUUCUAUAAUUCUACUAUUAUUUGCAAUUUUCAGUCGAAGGUGUCAGUCAUGAUCUGAGCUAUGCAUAUUACACCUUGUAACUUAUAGCUUGAUGAUAUACUUCACUUGGGGAUUAAUUAUAAAAUUCAUACUUACCAAAAAAAAAAAUCAUUAAUACAACCUGCAUUUUCUAAGCUUUCUUGUGGAGCCAUUUCCAGCUCAUUUUUUCAUGUAUGAACAGUAUGGAAAGGAGUAUGUGUAUGAAGCUCCAGUCAAGCUUUUGGAUAAACUGUUGCAUUCAUUGCCACAAUUACCAGAUAAACAACUUCUUGUGCUCUCUCAGGUGCUGGUGGCUGAUAUCAACAUUGGAUAUGAAGAUAUUGUUAACACCCAGUUCACCAAAUUCCGAACGAGAGAAGCAGAAUUAGCUGUUGUUGGAGAACGAGAAGUUUAUCCUUAUGACAUCUCCUUUACUUUUGUUAUGGAGUCUCUGAUUUUGAGUGUUCUCCUCAUUGGCGAAUACACACACACAGUAAUGAGAGGCAUGUGCUGACUUUUGUAUUUAUGGAUUGAUAAUUGAAC